AUGGACGACGAUGAGGUGUUCAUCGAGGAAGACGAAGCUUUGAAACAGUUCUUCCCUACGGGGUUUGGCAAGCAGACAAAGGAGACGGAUGUGGCUCGACAGCUAGAGAAGAGCAAACGACCUACCACGGCCAUCAAGGAAUUGCCCUCAGAAGAACGCGGCGGGAAUAAUGACUCCAGCGAUGAAGAUUCCGAGGAAGACUCCGAUGAAAAUGACGACUUCCCGGUCUCUCACGAGCUGGUGCUCAAGACCCAUGAGAGGCCCAUUACCACCAUUACCGUCGACCCUUCCGGCUCUAGAUUCAUCACUGGCUCUACAGACUGCACCAUCAAGUUCCACGACUUUGCUUCCAUGACCCCAAAUACCCUACAUGCCUUCAAAACAAUCGAUCCUACGGCUACAAAGGCAUCCGCGAGCUCGGAAACACACCCUGUCCACCAUGUCGAGUUCAACCCAAGCUCUCCAAGCUCAUUACUUGUCAUUUCCGCUACGCCUCAGGCCAAGAUAUUCAGUCGUGAUGGGGAAGAGCUCAAGGAAUUUGUCAAGGGAGACAUGUAUCUGAGGGAUAUGCACAAUACGAAGGGCCACAUUUCUGCCAUCACUACAGGAACAUGGCACCCAACGAACAAAGACCUCAUGGUCACGGCUGGCACAGACAGCACUCUGCGGAUAUGGGACGUCAACAUGCCGCUGAAGCAGAAGGACGUGAUAGUGCAUAAGUCAAGAGCAGCUGGAUCAGCAGGCAGGACGAGGAUGACCGCUGUGAAAUGGGGCACACCUAUCCAAGGUGGAAAGAAUUUACUUGUGGCAGCAGGUCUGGAUGGUAGUCUGGUCAUGUGGGACGGCGAUGGACCAUACUCAAGGCCAUCAGCGGAAAUACGAGAAGCCCAUAAAAGAGAUACUUGGACCGGAGGUCUUGAUGUCAGCGCUGAUGGGCGAACCGUAGUCACAAGGGGAGGUGACGAUCUGAUCAAGCUAUGGGAUACUCGCAAAUUCAAGCAACCCAUAAGCGUUGUCGACCAUAUAUCGACGUCCGAUCAAUACGCUAAUACGGACAUCCGUUUCUCUCCCACUUCUUCAUCGAUCAUUACAGGCUCCACACGCGGCGAGCUUCACAUCUUGAAUCCUGCUACGCUGAAGCCGGAGACUGUGACUCCUGUCACGGAUGGAUCUCCGCUCGUCACACUUCUAUGGCAUGAGAAAUUGAACCAGAUACUUACAGGCUCCGCGAACGCAGAGAUGCAUGUGCUAUACGAUCCGAAAACCUCAACUCGUGGCGCCGUUAUGGUCAUGUCUAAAGCCCCCAAGAGGCGACACAUCGACGAUGAUCCCAACUUCACUACCGAUCUUUCCCAGGGGCUAUCAGGAGACGCUAUAUCUUCCGGUGAUGGACUACGUGCAGCCCAAGCUGGUACUAGCUACGCUUCUCGACACCCAACAAUAGGUCUGACAGUGUCCGGCCGCUCUCGUGAUCCAAGGCGCCCGCACAUCCCCAUGACAACUCCGUUCGCUAAGAGCCAGCCCGACGAACAGCAUAUUAAGAACAACAUACCGCUCAGCUCUAUGCGUGAUGAAGAUCCACGAGAAGCUCUGCUGAAGUACGCCGAGAAAGCGGAGAAGGAUCCUAUGUUUACCAAUGCAUGGAAACAGACUCAGCCGAAGACCUUAUAUGCUGAUAUUAGCGACAACGAGGAAGAAGAAGGGCCCCAGAAGAAGAAAGCGCGGCCGGGCUAG
Letharia columbiana is the source of this 1734-nucleotide messenger RNA. RefSeq lists its product as uncharacterized. The record is from RefSeq and is a predicted model, not a curated record. The transcript has a single exon. NCBI's taxonomy places the organism in Eukaryota, Fungi, Ascomycota, Lecanoromycetes, Lecanorales, Parmeliaceae. The coding region runs from base 1 to 1734 and encodes 577 amino acids. Gene Ontology annotation, biological process: regulation of DNA double-strand break processing. Gene Ontology annotation, molecular function: protein binding. Gene Ontology annotation, cellular component: site of double-strand break; nucleus.